UAAAAAAAAAUCUAAAAAAACAACUUUGGCCCAUAACCUUAAAACGGUGGUAUCUAGACAAAUUAUGAUAAAAAGGUGUGCAAGAUUUGUCAACUGUCUGCGCCCUGUUAUCUCUGGAACCAUAUUUGUGCAGUUCCUGGUAGUGGGAUUGGUGCUGGGCUUCACUCUAAUCAACAUUGUUUUGUUUGCUAAUUUGGGAUCGGCUAUCGCAGCGCUGUCCUUCAUGGCUGCUGUGCUUCUGGAGACGACGCCCUUUUGUAUUCUGUGCAACUAUCUUACAGAAGACUGCUAUAUACUGUCUGAUGCCUUGUUUCAUUCCAAUUGGAUCGAUGGGCAGAGGCGCUACAGAAGUACUGUCAUGUACUUCCUACAGAAACUACAACAGCCGAUAACCUUUAUGGCUAUGGACAUAUUUCCGAUAUCGGUGGGAACUAACAUCAGUGUCACCAAGUUUUCGUUCUCCGUCUUUACUCUCGUAAAGCAAAUGAAUAUCGCUGAGAAAUUAGCCAAAUCUGAUGAAGACGAUUGAUUUAAAAACUCGUUUUAAGGUUUAAAGGGUUGCAUACACUUGUACUUUUUUGUAUUAGAAUGAAGAGUUGUUUUUAAUUUGAUUUUUGGCUAAUAAAACAUGU
This is a messenger RNA of Drosophila suzukii, 632 nucleotides long. NCBI's taxonomy places the organism in Eukaryota, Metazoa, Arthropoda, Insecta, Diptera, Drosophilidae. The record is from RefSeq and is a predicted model, not a curated record.